Messenger RNA from Manduca sexta (tobacco hornworm), 1859 nucleotides. RefSeq names its product pickpocket protein 28. The record is from RefSeq and is a predicted model, not a curated record. Gene Ontology annotation, cellular component: membrane. Gene Ontology annotation, biological process: sodium ion transmembrane transport. Bases 80 to 1789 code for a protein of 569 amino acids. The transcript is spliced from 14 exons. Gene Ontology annotation, molecular function: ligand-gated sodium channel activity. NCBI's taxonomy places the organism in Eukaryota, Metazoa, Arthropoda, Insecta, Lepidoptera, Sphingidae.
GAAAUGCGACGCCCUUCAUUUUCAACGGCGUAAUUAAAAUUCGGUGUAAGCUCGCAGAGUGUAGUCACUCCAAAACAACAUGCGGAGACACGCGAGAUCUGGAAGCCUAGGCGAUAUCCCAGAUGACGAUCUAGAAAAAACAAAUGACAAUGAAAAGCAAGGUACGAAGAUAAAGAACAAUGAUAUCAAAGAUUACAUUGUAGAUUACACGAAUAAUUCAAAUCUUCAUGGCCUCAAAUACAUCGGUGAGAAAGAAAGGACUUACGUCGAAAAAAUAUUCUGGCUAAUUGCUUUUAUAUGCUGCGUAGUUCUGUGUAGUUGUUUAAUAAGACAAGUGUGGAUUAAGUGGAAUAUAAGCCCAGUGAUUGUAAGUUUUGCUGAAAACCCAACCCCGGUUUGGCAGAUACCAUACCCAGCCGUUACGAUUUGCGGAGAAACAAAAACUAGGCAGAAAAAAUUCAAUUUCACUGAAUAUUUUCAUUUAUACAGAAAUAAACGCGAUAAUUUAACAGAAGAAUUAAAAAAUCUUUUUGAAGACGUCACAAUGAUUUGUGACGAUCACCUUGCACCAUCUAUAGGACGAAAUUUCAGUGAAGGGGCGGACAUAACAAACAACAUAAAAAUGGUAUCGCCUACAUUGACAGAUGUAUUUUUUGAGUGUACUUGGAAGGACACACCGGUAGAUAAUUGUUCUAUGCUUUUCUCUCCAGUGGUAACUGAAGAAGGAAUUUGUUACACAUUUAAUACCCUCCGAGCUGAAGAGUUAUUUAGGACAGAGAAUUUGCAUAAAGAUUAUCCAUAUUUGGAGCAUGAUAAAAAAGCUGGAUCUUGGAAUUUAGAUGAGGGUUAUGCUCCAAAUACACCUAUAGAAACUUAUCCGAAUCGGGGAUCGGGGUAUGGUGCAAAAUCUGGUUUAACGUUUGUACUGAAAGCAAAUACCAUCGAUCUAGAUUAUCUUUGUAGAGGUCCAGUCCAAGGAUUCAAGAUCCUUUUACACAAUGCAGCCGAGUUACCUAGACUUUCACAGCAAUAUUUUCGUUCGCCUCUAUCACAAGAAAUCGUAGUCUCCGUGAAACCAAAACUGAUGACUACCUCUGAAGGAUUGAGACCUUAUGAUCCCGAAAGACGACAGUGUUAUUUCCCAAACGAGCGCUACCUUCGAUAUUUCAAAGUCUACACUCAAGCAAAUUGUCAAAUGGAAUGUUUGGCCAACUUUACAUACGCACGAUGCGGCUGCGUUCAUUUCGGAAUGCCACAUGCCACGGAUAUGGCUGUAUGCAAUGCAGGAAGAAUGGCGUGCAUCAAAAAAUCUCAAAUGGAAUUGGUAACGAUUGGAAUACAAUCUGCAAUAGACAAAAAAGCUUCAGACACGGAAGCAUUAAAUAGAGCCCGCGAAGUAUCGGAACAAUGCCAGUGUCUAUUGGCGUGCACCUCCAUAGAAUACGAAGCAGAAACUUCACAAGCGGAUUACGAUUGGGAAGCGUUGUAUAGAGCUAACAAAUCAGAGAUCCCCGUAGAUUUGGCAAACGUGAGUUAUUCCCGAGUUAUGAUCUUCUUCAAAGAAGCGCAGUUCAUAACAUCUCGACGUUCCGAGUUAUAUGGGCAAACUGAUUUCCUGGCCAGCUGCGGAGGUCUACUCGGGCUGUUCAUGGGAUUCUCUUUUAUCAGUCUCAUAGAAUUAAUCUAUUUCUUAACUCUACGACUUUGCUGUGUAUUUUUUCGGCGCCAAAAUACGCUUGCUCCUGUGGAAUUUCCUAGCGCUACUGAUAAUAAAACACAUAAAUUUUAAUAUAAAUACGAAUAUAUAAACCUACUUACGUUGAAUGAAUGUAGUUUAAGAAAUAUAUUGAUACAUAAUA